Messenger RNA from Mycotypha africana, 411 nucleotides. RefSeq lists its product as uncharacterized. Bases 1 to 411 code for a protein of 136 amino acids. The transcript has a single exon. The record is from RefSeq and is a predicted model, not a curated record. Lineage: Eukaryota; Fungi; Mucoromycota; Mucoromycetes; Mucorales; Mycotyphaceae.
AUGGCGUCUACAGAUACGACGAGCGCAACAGCUGCUACAAUUCAACUGAACUCAAUAGAAGAAUGCCUAGUGAUUAUUCUAAUAGCAUUGCUAUCAAUGAUUUUGGUCACUUUAUUCAUCAUACUGUACAAAAAGAGGAGAUAUUUCUUGAAAGAAAAAGACACACAUGUAUGGCAUGAUUUUGUAAUGCUCGACAGUCCGGAACACAUGUUUGCAUUGAAGAAUAGUGAAAGUUUGUCGUUCGAUCAAUCAAGAAAUCAACAGCAGCAACAGACAUUGUUACAUAAGCAACGCAUCAUAUCAAACACAAGCUCUAAUGUCACAAGAGUUGAUCAAGAAAUGAUAGAGAAGGACAGCUUGGAUUAUGAGAAAACGCACCCAAAAUCGCCUCCACCUGUUUACCACGUCUAA